UAUUCUGUAAACGGCAUGCGUUUGGUUUACAUUGGGACAGAAGACCUGCAGAAACAAAGCUGUAAAUGGCAUCUGUGUUAUUUCGGGAUGUUGCGACGUCCCACGUCGGCGGACAGUGAGGCGGAUCUGCUCCAACAGCAGCGUGAGUUUCUGGCAACGGGUGGCCGCCCUACAGUCACUGUAGUCAAGCGUCCUGAUAAACGCAGAGGAGACACAGCCGGUGCUGAUGUUGGACACGAGGAGCAGGACAAUCAGAGAGAUGUCGUGACUAUAGAAGACCUCCCUGAUCAGAUUCCCACCCUGACGCCUGCACCUCCAAAGAAGUCACGUUUUAAACAAGAACAAAAUCGAGUGCGUUUUGAAGAUGAGGACCCAGAAGAGCGACUGGACAGGCAUGAUACUCACAUCAGUGCUGUCCUGUCCAGGAUCAUUGAGAGAGACACUAGUGCUAUACCCGUGUCCCUACCAUCUUUCACAAGCACGGCUUUCCCUAAAGUCCUACAUCGAUCUGUGGUAAAGAGUGAGGGGCAAGAGUCCAGAGGCAGAAAAAGUAUUUUUGCACGUCAAAUUGCAUCACAGCGAGCUAACAAGGACGUAACACAGUGUUCAAGUGGUUAUAAGACUAGAGAUCAGUCAUGCAAAGCCACAAAUGUCGUCUCUCUACCACCAGAGAGCAUGCACACUGAGAAAUCUACAUCAGAUGUUCUGGAUGCUGUUGGAGGCCCAUUGCUAGUGUCAGGUCAAGGACUUGGGAUUGCUAACAGUGCCAUGGAGACAAUAAAAAUCCACCAGGAGAACCAAGCAAAGCUGCAGGCCAUGUCCCAGAGUGAGAUACUGGAGGAACAGAUGAAGCUGCUGGCCCAACUUGACUCAAGAUUAGUGGACUUUGUCAGAUCUCGGAAAGCACAGAAAACCGCUUCAGCACCUGCACCAGAGGUCUCCGUAAAUGAACCUCCAUCUAACAGCACCGCUCCAUUGUUCGAUUGUACAACACAAGAUGAGGAUUUUCCAGGUGUUGCCAUGGAAGAUGAUAAGGAGGAGGAUGGAAACCAGCCUGUAGUUCAACCUCCAGUUAUAGAGGAUGAGCUUCCAAUCAAACCACAGAAGGAGUGGCUUCACAUGGACAAGUUGGAGCCAGAAAAACUGGAAUGGACAAGAGACCUUCCUCCUCCCAAGAAGCAGAGCACCAAAAAGGCUAUGCAAGCACGAUUUGACUUUGCCGGUACUCUCAUCCCACCCACUAAAGACUUGCCCACCCAUUUGGGUCUGCAUCACCAUGGAGAGGAGCCAGAGCUGGCUGGCUACUCACUGCAGGAGCUUUUCAUUCUCUCUCGCAGUCAGCUAAACCAACAACGCAGUCUGGCAGUCAGCACUCUCGCUAAUAUCCUGACGAAAGCUCGCGCAGGUGAAUACACGGCUUUUCUGAAGGGCAGUGUCUUGUCUUCUUUACUGGAUGCAGGGCUGCUCUUUCUUCUGCGCUUUUCAUUGGACGACGGCGUGGAAGGUGUGAUGUCUGCAGCUGUGCAUGCCUUGCGAGCUCUGCUGGUUUCAUCUGAUGAUGAAGAGUGCUUAGACAACGCUUUUUCAUGGAUGCUGGGGAUGGCCACCUUUCCUCUGCUGCCCACAGCUCAGGAGGAUGAAGAUGAGGAUGAUGAAAACAUGGAUGAGUCCAUGAAACUUUCUGCUAAGGAGAAAGAGGAAAUGAAGGCAGAUCAUGAUGUUGCCAGGCAGGAUGUCAUCAAGGGUUUUCUGAAGAUGCAGGGUCUUCCUCGUCUGCGAUAUAUUUUGGAGGUUGUUCGACCGCCUCCUCGAGUUGUCCUUGAUAUCCUGGAGAUUUUGAUCCGAAUCGCUCGCCACUCGACUGCAGCAGCUGCACAGAUCUUGGACUGCCCACGGCUGAUGGACACUGUGAUUUCUGAGUUUCUUCCUGUCUCAUGGACUCCUCCAACUUCACAGGCUCCCUCCUCUUUAUAUGGACUGCCUGUUGCCUUGGCGAUGAAACUGCUUCGCGUUUUAGCAAGUGCCGGGCGGCAUGCUUGUGCCAGAAUACUGAACUCUUUAGGAGGGAAAGAGCUUCUGUCACGUUUUGUUGUUGAGGAACCAUUAGAGAUGUUGCUUGAACCUGGUGAAGCUCUUCGCUGCAGUACAGAAGCACUGAAGAUGUUCGCAGUGGCUGCUGGCUAUGGACAAGCCUGCAAUCUGUACAUAGAACUCUAUCCUGUUCUGGUGAGGAGGUUGCAGGCUGCAAACCGGACUUGUACAUCAUCCGAGGUUGUGCUACCUGUGGAGCUGGACAGAGUCAGAGCUCUGCUGGUGCUGUUGACUCGGGUUACUCAGACGGCAGGCUGUUGUGAGGAGCUGCAGAGAGGACUAGUCAGUUCUCAAGGUACAGAUUGUCCUCCACCCCCUCCCGUUUCGUGGAGCCAUGUGACCGGUCUGCAGCCCACAGUCAUUGGUUUACUCAAAGGCUGUGUGAGAGCGCUCAGCAUCCCAGGGCAAAUGUCAAGCGCACUGAUCUUGAUUCCCUCCUACCUGCUGUACAUGGAGGCGUAUUAUUCACAGCUCAGUGAGCAGAGCUCUUUCCAGCCAGUUCAGUGUCUACAGGAACUAGAAUCACUAACUUCAGAUGUGUUGAUGCCACUGAUAACCCAUCAUGCCAUGCAAAAUAUGACCAGCAACAUCCGAUCCAACUCUAUGAUUUGUAAUCCCGGUCUAAGCGCUGCAGGUUGGGAGGUCGUCCCCAGUCUGCCUGGACUGUGCUGCUCUAAACUUAAGACCACCAGCAAUCUGGCAGCACCCAACUCUCCUCUGCCUCUUCCUACAGCUCUCCUCCACCUGCUGAACACCAUCACCUCCAUCCACAAAGGUCUUACUAAAAAGUUCGGCUCUUUCCUCCUGUCAGACUCUGUUCUGAGUUAUCUGCGUUCUUGUAUUGGAGUCACGCCCUCUGUUUCUCCCAUGAGUGCCUGGAUUUUACGUCAUGAGCACCACCUGCUGUAUUUGCUUCUUAGACUUGCACACAAGCUGGUCCCAGUUGACCCUGAGGUGGCCAAACAUGCAUCUUUAUUUCACCAAGUGUCUUUGGCUCUGUUGUCCUGGCUGCUUCCUGGCAGUGAACACCUGGCACAUGAACUCAUGUCCAUCAUGAUCUUCAGCCACAAUCUCCUUCCGGAGGGCAGCCGGGGUGAACCAGAAUUGGCCGCAUUGGCUGAGUUGCAACUCAAGGAGAAAGCUUCACCAGGCGUUGGUGUACUGCUGCGCGACGCUCUUCUUCAUUUGCCCUCCAUCCGUGGUUGCUACCUCACCCACCUUGCCCAUAUGGAACCGGCUGUACUUACUUCCCGUGACCGGUACCUUGGCCGAACACCCUGGCUCAGCUCCUAUCUCCUACCUGAGCUUACUGGCCCGUCCUUGCCCUCUGAUUGGCCCUUCUUACCACUCAUCAGCCUGUAUGAACGAAUGGGAUGGUCUGCUGGAGGCGGACAGCAGGUUGAAUCUCUCCCGGCGGGAUCGGUGGAAUCAGUCACUCACUGCCUUCAGUGGCUGCUGGUUCUUGAAAGCUGGAGAGGGCAAGUGCUUAGCGUGGUGCCACCAGUGGCCAAGUUAGCCCGGCUAGCCUGCGUCUUUUUGUGCUCCAGUGACCUCUUUCUGGAAAAGCCCGUGCAGGAGCUGACGUGGGCGCUGUUUCGUGGACUGACCCUUGAGGUGCUGGAUCUGAACUCGCCUCCACCGGGUUUGGCAUCUUUUCAUGACCUGUACUCAGCUUUGCUGGCUCAGUAUGAGGCCGUGUCAUUUGGUGACCCGCUGUUUGGCUGCUUCAUGCUUCUUCCACUGCAGAGGCGGUACAGUGUCACUAUGAGACUGGCUGUGUUUGGCGAACAUGUCGGGGUGUUGCGAUCAUUAGGGGUCUCGCUGCAGCAGCUGCCUAUUCCACUGGAGAAGUUCACGUCCCCUAUGGAGGACUCGCUGCCUCUGUUGAAGCUGUAUUUUCGGGUGCUAGUAACCGGAGCUCUGAAGAGGAACUGGUGCCCUGUGCUUUAUGUGGUGGCUGUUGCUCAUCUUAAUGCAUUCAUCUUCUCCCAGGAUGCAGUGGCAGAGGAAGUAGAGGCUACACGUCGGAGCCUGCUAAGAAAAACACACUACCUGACAGAUGAGGUUUUGAGGAACCACCUGCUUUUUUUCCGGCUACCCGAGCAGGAAACCGAGUUGGGCUUCAGCACCUACGAAGAGCUGCCACCUAUUCGUGCCCACAGGUUGGAAAGCAUUUUGGGAACAGCGGAGAAAAUGGAAAAAAGGUGAAGGAGAAAAAACUUUUGGUCGCAGACAUAAAAAAAUCCUCUCCUGAUUGAGUUGUGGCUCACAAUUCUCAGUGAUUUAUGGCAAAUAUAAAACUUGAAAAUUUAUAUAAAAUAAAUCUUUGUAUGUGUU
Misgurnus anguillicaudatus (oriental weatherfish) is the source of this 4428-nucleotide messenger RNA. It is a transcript of the gene rpap1, whose product is annotated as RNA polymerase II associated protein 1. Gene Ontology annotation, biological process: transcription by RNA polymerase II. NCBI's taxonomy places the organism in Eukaryota, Metazoa, Chordata, Actinopteri, Cypriniformes, Cobitidae. The record is from RefSeq and is a predicted model, not a curated record.